Molecule: messenger RNA, 3866 nt
Organism: Mesocricetus auratus (golden hamster)
Lineage: Eukaryota; Metazoa; Chordata; Mammalia; Rodentia; Cricetidae
Gene: Exo1
Product: exonuclease 1
Exons: 15
Coding region: 214-2850 (878 amino acids)
Biological process (GO): DNA recombination; mismatch repair
Cellular component (GO): nucleus
Molecular function (GO): 5'-3' DNA exonuclease activity; DNA binding; 5'-flap endonuclease activity
Source: RefSeq, a predicted model, not a curated record
CGCGAUCCCGCGCAAAUUGAAAGGUCCCCGGCUGCGCUUGCAGCCACGGCGGCUUGCUGGUGUUCUGCGCCCCGAUGCAGGUUUGAGGAGCCGCAGCGCCUGGGAUGGGCUUGCGGGCCAUGCCUGUUCAUUCCUUGGAGACAGGACUACGGUGAAGCCGCCGCUGCUGUUACCUCGGGUGCCACGGGCGAUCUCCUGGGUUGACUUGGCACGAUGGGGAUUCAGGGACUGCUUCAGUUCAUCAAGGAAGCUUCGGAACCCGUCAAUGUGAAGAAGUACAAAGGCCAGGCUGUCGCUGUGGAUACCUACUGCUGGCUUCACAAAGGAGCUAUCUCUUGUGCUGAAAAGCUCGCUAAAGGGGAGCCUACUGAUAAGUAUGUAGGAUUUUGUAUGAAGUUUGUUAAUAUGCUGCUGAACCAUGGGGUCAAGCCUAUUCUUGUCUUUGAUGGAUGUACCUUACCUUCUAAAAAGGAAGUGGAGAGAUCUCGAAGAGAGAGACGACAAAGCAACCUUCUUAAAGGGAAGCAGCUUCUUCGAGAGGGCAAAGUGUCAGAAGCCCGAGAAUGCUUCACUCGCUGUGUCAACAUUACCCAUGCCAUGGCCCACAAAGUAAUAAAGGCUGCCCGGGCCCUGGGAGUGGACUGCCUGGUGGCUCCGUAUGAAGCAGAUGCUCAGUUGGCCUAUCUUAACAAAGCUGGGAUUGUGCAAGCUGUCAUCACGGAAGACUCUGACCUCCUCGCCUUCGGCUGUAAGAAGGUGAUUUUAAAAAUGGACCAGUUUGGGAAUGGACUGGAAGUGGAUCAGGCACGGCUGGGCAUGUGCAAGCAGCUUGGGGACGUGUUCACGGAGGAGAAGUUCCGGUACAUGUGCAUUCUGUCGGGCUGUGACUACCUCUCCUCCCUGCGUGGGAUCGGCCUAGCCAAGGCCUGCAAAGUCCUGAAGCUGGCCAAUAACCCGGAUAUCGUCAAGGUUAUCAAGAAAAUCGGGCAUUAUCUCAAGAUGAAUAUAACGGUGCCGGAGGAUUAUAUCACCGGGUUCAUCCGAGCCAACAACACCUUCCUCUACCAGCUGGUGUUCGACCCCAUCCAGAGGAAGCUGGUCCCUCUGAAUGCCUAUGGCGAUGAUGUUAACCCGGAAACCCUGAGUUACGCUGGACGGUAUGUCGAUGAUUACGUAGCUCUACAGAUAGCGCUUGGAAACAGAGAUAUAAAUACUUUCGAGCAGAUAGAUGACUACAGUCCAGACACUAUGCCUGUCCACUCAAGAAGUCAUAGCUGGAAUGACAAAUCGUGUCAGAAGUCACCUGUUUCCAACAGCAUUUGGCACAGGAAUUAUUGUCCUAGACGUGAAGUGAAUGGUGUUUCCCAUGCUCCUCCGUUGAGGGAAAAUUCAAGUACUGUGGGCCUUAAACAAGUGAUUAGUACUAAAGGGUUAAAUCUUCCUAGGAAGCCUUCCACGUUCAAGAGACCAAGAAAUGAAGCUCUGUCUGAAGAUGACCUAUUGAGUCAGUAUUCUUCAUUUACAAAGAAGACCAAGAAAGACAGCUGUGGAGAUAGCGCAGCUUCUAACUCUUCUGAAAUGUCUGCACACCACCUGGAUGAUGGGACUGCUCACAAGACGGAUGCGCACACGCCGUCUAGGACAAGGAACAAAUUCGCAGUGCUUUUACAGAGGAAGAACGAAGAAAGCGGCGCAGUUGUAGUUCCGGGGACCAGAAGCAGGUUUUUUUGUAGUUCUCCAGAUUUUGACGAUUUUGUACCAAAAAAAGCAAGCAGUCAGCCUCUAAAUGAAACUGCUGUCACAGGCAAAGCCACUACCAGCUUCAGAGCACUGAGCUGUCCAGGCACAGAUGGCCUUGGAGCCCCGGACUGUCCAGGCACAGAUGACCUUGGAACACCAGACUGUCCAGGCACAGCCAACCUCAGAGCACCAGACUGUCCAGGCACAGCCGACCUCGGAGCACCAGAGUGUACAGGCACAGACGACCAGAAACUAGUUGGUAUAAGUGGGAUGCAGGAUCCAAGUGCUCAGAUCCCAGGCAGUGUGACUGUGUCUCCUGAUGAGGCUCAGUCUUCUGAGACCAGUAAAUUCGUAGCAACCAUUUCCCCGCCCUCUCUGGGGACACUUAGAAGUUGUUUCAGUUGGUCAGGAACUCUUAGAGAUUUUUCAAGAACUCCAAGUCCCUCUCCAAGCACUGCGUUGCAGCAGUUCCGAAGAAAGAGCGAGUCCUCGUCCUGUGUGCCAGAGACCAGUGCCUUGACUGACACAUGUCAUUCAAAAAGUGAGAUGUCAAGUGCUAAGUCUCCGCCCUUGCAUGAGGUGGGCUGGUCCUCACGAUGUCAGGAAAGCAUAGACUCCCCGUGCAGUUUAAAUGCAUCGAACCUUCCUCAUCCAUCCAGUAAGGAUUCGGAUUCAGAGGAACCGGAUUGUAACAAUAAAUCACUUGAUAAUCAAGGAAAUCAGAACUCCAAGCAACAGUUACCUCCCUUUUCAAAGAGAGACACACUUGUAAGGAACAAGGUACCUGGGCUGUGUAGGUCUAGUUCUACGGACACACUUUCUACAACCAAGAUCAAGCCCCUGGUGCCUGCCAGAGUCAGUGGCCUGAGCAAGAAGCCAGGAAGCGUCCAGAAGAGAAAACACCAUGAUACCGAGAACAAGCCAGGGCUGCAGAUAAAGAUCAGUGAACUCUGGAAAAACUUCGGGUUUAAAAAAGAUUCUGAAAAGCUCUCUUCCUGUAAGAAGCCCCUGUCCCCAGUCAAAGACAACAUCCAGCUCACUCCAGAAUCAGAAGAGGAGCUCUUUAACAAGCCCGAGUGUGCGCGUGCUCAGAGAGCAAUAUUCCACUGAGUGGGGACUGCUGUCUGCAGGAAACCUUACCGGUUCCAGAGAUUAUUACUAUCAAUGCCAUUUUAAAAAUGGAAUGCAUUUUGUAUGUUAACUUUGAGUUUUGCUCAGCUUUUUAUAUUGUCAUAAAAAGCUAACUAGAAGAAUAAAUGUGCCUUUCACAUUUCUGGGAUUUCAGUGCUAAUGGGGAAGUCUGAUGCUGAUAACAUCUAAAGGAUUUUCUAAUGUCAGUAGAGAAUGGAAAUAAAGAAGCUUUACAAAGAAAUAAAAACAUCACACUCCAAAAUUAACCAGAGCCAAAAUGUACAACUCAAUGAACUUCAAUACAGUUAAAACUAGCAUUAUAAUUCAUGUAUAUGUUUGUGCAUGUGAGGACAACGAAGCCUGUGGAGUCCAGAGGAGGGUACCAGAUUCUCUAGAGUUGCAGUCACAGAUGUUUGUGAGCCAGCAGUGAGUACUGGGAAUAAAAUCCAGGUCCUCUGUAAGAGCAGCAUGUGCUCUUAACAGUGUUCCAUCUCUCUGCUCAUCCCCAUCCCAUUGUCCAGGUUUUCCUUUGUUGUUUGGGUUUUUGUCUGUUUUUGUGGUUUUGAGACAGGGUCUCCCUAUGUGGCACUGGCUGCCCUAGAGCUCACUCUGUAGACCAGGCCGUCCUCAAACUCACAGAAAUCUGCCUGCCUCUGCCUCCCGAGUGCUGGGGUUAAAGGUGUGUCCCCAUUGUCCAAUUUUUAUUGUUGUUAGUGGAAGAAUCACUUCAAGACUUAUUCCAUCCUAAGACGUGGGGGAAGCCAGUGUUUUUGGUUUGGAUUUUGGUUUUUUCGAGAUAGGGUUUCUCUGUAUAGCCCUGGCCUUCCUGGAAUUCUUUGUGUAGACCAGACUGGCCUUGAACUCAGUUUUAUCUGCCUCUGCCUCCCCAAAGUAAUGGGAUUAAAGUUAUGUGUCACCACCCCCUGGCGGGAUUUUUGUUUUUUAAGUGAAAAAAAUUAACUACUCAACCACAAUAAAGACUAUUCUAAAAUGUC